GUCGCAAGGUGUCUGCAAAACGAUGGGACGAACUGAUGAUCGGGAAAAGGUUCGUGAACUUUAAUGCCCUGCAGAAUCUGGGAGAUUCCAAUAAGCCCGCAGUAGCCAUUGGUGUCCUCUACGAAAAAGGUUUCGCCAAGACCUCCAACACAGGCAGUCAGUACGUGCACUGGUCCUUCACGGAUUUUUGCACGCCACAACCGCGGCUCUUGAAACUGCUGCUUUGCAGCGAAGCCUUUGAAGCCUGGCACGUGGAUCUGGGCAAAACCGUGCACUAUGGGGCUGUCUUUGCCAUGCUGAACCCGACGGCGUCCAACCAGCGUCCAGACCAGGGCUCAGAGACGUUGAUCUCCGCCAAAGUGACGCACUCAACGCAGUUGGUGCUGCUGGGUCAGUUUCCCUCCCUGGGCUUUUGCUCCUGCCACAAGAAAGAUGGCCUCCCCUGCAGCAUGCCCUGUGACACGGAGAAGACGGGCGGCAGAUUGGUCUGUUUCUACCACACCAUGCACCAAGAAGCGCAGAAGAUUCGCAACUUUGCCGAGAUGAAGAAAUCCCAGGGCACUCGAGGAGCUGACGUCACUCCCGGGUUGGUGGUGCGACCAGGCCCAACGCCGAAAGCCAAAGGUGCCAGCAAAGGUACCUCCAGCUGUCAGGCCGGAGCUCGCGUGACCAUGUCGUGGAACCAGGCCAUGCUGGCGCAGGCCCAAGGCUGGGGCCACAUGGAGAUAGGCCGCCGUCCCCACCAUGCGCGACCGCAUCUACUGGGCACGCGGCCACCGGCUGAAACAAAGAGGGAAGCAAAGGAAAACAAACAACAUGUACAAGCCCUCCAUCAGCAGACCAGUUCACACCAGAUCUCCCCAUCGCCCCUGCACUCCCUGGACUUCCCACUGCUACCCCGACACCAUGCCUCAACAUCAGCUGUGGGUGCGGGCAGGACACGGGAUGUCCUGGCCGAGAUUUUGGACUUUUGGUCUUCACUGCAGCGAGACUUGAAAGAUGUUUGGAGGAAGCACAGCUGGAUGCAACUGACGCCUGAGGCAGCGUUUGCAGGUGAGCUGGGCCGGUGGGGCGCGGCCAACGGCAAGCCCCAUGGCGUGGGAUGUUUGACUCUGGCAGAGACUCAGCAUCUGGGUUCCUUCCGUGAAGGGCGCGCGGAAGGUGUGCUUCGGGAAAUGGAAGUGCAAUGCCAGGGUGGGCGAUUUCAUCCUCUUAGAUGCGCAAGGAAUCUCGACGUGGCGCUGUUGCUUCUCUUUCAGGUUGCCCGUAAGUUUCCAAAACGAAAAGGCACUCUCAGGAUCUCUCAGGAAGCAAAGAGGGGAUGA
Cladocopium goreaui is the source of this 1325-nucleotide messenger RNA. NCBI's taxonomy places the organism in Eukaryota, Dinophyceae, Suessiales, Symbiodiniaceae. The record is from the annotation of a GenBank genome assembly.